This is a messenger RNA of Salmo salar (Atlantic salmon), 4101 nucleotides long. RefSeq names its product solute carrier family 23 member 1. Gene Ontology annotation, molecular function: transmembrane transporter activity. Gene Ontology annotation, biological process: transmembrane transport. Gene Ontology annotation, cellular component: membrane. The record is from RefSeq and is a predicted model, not a curated record. Lineage: Eukaryota; Metazoa; Chordata; Actinopteri; Salmoniformes; Salmonidae.
CCUCAACCCCCAUAAAAGGGCCCUGUACUCCUGUAUAGGGCUGAGGUCACACGUGUGUUGGCUAGUUGAGAAGAGGGCAGCACCAAAAAAGGAAACGAAGGAUCCAUCACAAACAACUGAGAGUCCAGAUGAAGAAGAAGCAAACAGAAAUACGACCAGACCUCAAGAGUUGUGAUGUCCAGACUCAGACAGAGGAGCAGCAGGGUGCUGAGGAGGGGAAACUGGCCGCAGAGGGACAGGAGGAGGGUGCUGAGGGGGGGAAGCAGCGGCCAGGCUCUGACAUGAUCUACACCAUAGAGGAUGUCCCGCCGUGGUACCUCUGCAUUCUACUGGGCCUCCAGCACUACCUGACAUGUUUCAGCGGGACCAUCGCUGUGCCCUUCCUGCUGGCGGAGGCCAUGUGUGUGGGACAAGACCAGUACACGGUCAGUCAGCUGGUGGGAACCAUCUUCACCUGCGUGGGAAUCACCACAAUCAUACAGACCACAUUUGGAGUCAGGUUACCUCUUUUCCAGGCCAGUGCUUUUGCCUUCCUCAUCCCUGCCCAAGCCAUCUUAGGGCUGGAUAGAUGGAAAUGUCCCCCUCAAGAGGAGAUUUAUGGGAACUGGAGUCUUCCUCUGAACACCUCCCACAUCUGGCACCCAAGGAUAAGAGAGAUCCAGGGUGCCAUCAUAGCGUCCAGUGUGGUGGAGGUGGUCAUCGGGCUGGUGGGUCUCCCUGGUCUCCUGCUGGACUACAUCGGGCCCCUGACCGUCACCCCCACCGUGUCCCUCAUCGGCCUGUCUGUAUUCCAGACCGCUGGGGACAGAGCCGGGUCUCACUGGGGCCUCUCAGCACUGUCCAUCUUCCUCAUCGUGCUGUUUGCUCAGUAUCUGAGGAACUGGUCCUUCCCUCUCCCCUCCUACAACAGAAAGAAAGGCUUCAGCACCGCCAGGGUUCAGAUCUUUAAGAUGUUCCCGAUCAUCAUGGCCAUCAUGUUGGUGUGGUUGCUAUGUUACAUCCUGACCCUGACCGAUGUGCUGCCCAGUGACCCCAGCAGGUACGGACAGAAGGCACGCACAGACGCCCGUGGUGACAUCAUGACCCUCUCCCCCUGGUUCCGGGUCCCCUACCCCUGUCAGUGGGGGUUGCCCACGGUGACCAUCGCUGGGGUGCUGGGCAUGUUCAGCGCCACACUAGCUGGUAUCGUAGAGUCUAUCGGGGACUAUUACGCCUGUGCCCGGCUCUCAGGGGCACCUCCUCCACCUGUCCAUGCCAUCAACAGGGGUAUCUUCACAGAGGGGGUGUGCUGUAUUAUAGCAGGACUGCUGGGUACAGGAAAUGGCUCCACCUCUUCCAGUCCCAACAUUGGAGUUCUGGGAAUCACUAAGGUGGGAAGCAGGAGGGUAGUACAAUACGGCGCAGCCAUAAUGUUCCUGUUAGGAACUGUGGGGAAAUUCACUGCCCUCUUUGCAUCGCUGCCUGACCCCAUUCUAGGUGGCAUGUUCUGCACCUUGUUCGGUAUGAUCACAGCUGUGGGCUUGUCCAACCUGCAGAGUGUAGACCUCAACUCCUCUAGGAAUCUCUUUGUCCUCGGCUUCUCCAUGUUCUUUGGCCUAAUGUUGCCCAAUUACCUAGACAUGCAUCCCGGCUGCAUCCAAACAGGAGUUGCAGAGGUGGAUCAAAUCCUUACAGUGCUCCUGACCACGGAGAUGUUUGUCGGAGGCUUCCUGGCGUUUGCUCUGGAUAACACCAUCCCAGGCACCAGGAGGGAGAGAGGGCUGCUGGACUGGAAGGCAGAUGAGAGCAGGGGGGAAAGCUCAGCGAAUAUGUGUACUUAUGACUUCCCUAUUGGAAUGAGCUGCGUUAGGAAAGUCAGCUUCCUGCGCUAUCUACCCAUCUGCCCCAGCUUCCAAGGCUUCAUGCGAUGCAGACGGAAGGACAGCGUGCAGGAAAACAUGGAGGAUGAAUUAAGAGAGAGGCAUGAGAGUUUACGCAUGGACACAACAAUUACCUUGGCCUGCACCAAAGUAUAGGAACCCUGCAAUGAUUCAUCUUUAAGAUCAUUUCAUACAGCUGUAUUUUUCACAGCUAUUUCUUGUUUUUGGACACUUACAGUUGUAAUCGAAAAAUGCACUGUCUGCAAUGAUGUUGCAUUUUUGAAACUGGAAUGUUAGCACAUUCCUCACCACAUUGAUUUGGGAGGUUUGUCUACUGUCCACUACCACCUUACAGCAUUCUGUUUCUAAGUUGAAGAACAAAGAGUCAUAUAUUCAGAUGCAUACUGACCUUAUACUUGUGUGUAGACUGUAUUGAAGAAGCAGAGACAACAUUAACAGGGUUUAUUUAGUAAGUCUUUAUAGUGUACAAAAUUAUAAGUAAUGAUAGUGUAUCUCAUCUGAUGAUCUGAACUCAAACAUUUAUUCAAAAACAUUUAUGAUAUAAAACUAAAGUAUAAUUAAGGAAAGCAUUCCUACUUUUGACUGUCAAAUGUUUGUUUACAUUAUUAAGUGUUAGAAUAACAUGUUAAACAGACCAAUGAGAGUAGAGACGUCUAGAGACGGAUUUGACAAAGUGCCAGAAGAAAGAAAUCCCACAGGCUUCUAUGUCAAGUCAACAUGGUAAUUGUACUGUACUAUUAACUGAGCGACUGUACUAUUAUCUGAGAGACUGAACCAGGAAACGACACUGUACUAUUAACUGAGAGAGACUGAACCAUGAAACGACACUGUACUAUUAACUGAGAGAGACUGAACCAUGAAACAACACUGUACUAUUAACUGAGAGACUGAACCAUGAAAUGACACUGUACUAUUAACUGAGAGACUGAACCAUGAAAUGACACUGUACUAUUAACUGAGAGACUGAACCAUGAAACGACACUGUACUAUUAACUGAGAGAGACUGAACCAUGAAACAACACUGUACUAUUAACUGAGAGAGACUGAACCAUGAAACGACACUGUACUAUUAACUGAGCGACUGAACCAUGAAACGACACCGUACUAUUAACUGAGAGAGACUGAACCAUGAAACAACACUGUACUAUUAACUGAGAGAGACUGAACCAUGAAAUGACACUGUACUAUUAACUGAGAGACUGAACCAUGAAACGACACCGUACUAUUAACUGAGAGACUGAACCAUGAAACGACACUGUACUAUUAACUGAGAGACUGAACCAUGAAACGACACUGUACUAUUAACUGAGAGACUGAACCAGGAAACGACACUGUACUAUUAACUGAGAGACUGAACCAUGAAACAACACUGUACAGAUUGGAAGACUGUGACACGGGUGUGACCUCUAGAAGUGAUUCUAAAAAGGCGCAAACCAAGAGGCUAGGAUCUAUUGAUCUAUCAAGGAAGCACAGGAUCCGUAUCUUUAUGACUGUUCAUGAUUGAUUUCACUGUGACAUGAUGGAAAGAUGUUGAAUUUAAAUUUCCCUUCCAUAUUACACUCUGAGCCUUUUUCCCUCAGAGUGUCUGUCAAUAGCGCCCAUUGCAGUCUCCCUGGCGAUUAGUUUGUAAUCUGUCGACAGCUGCCCUCUCGCUUUGUUCAGGUCACGCUCUUCAAGUAAACAAUGGUAAGAUGGAAAAGACAACAAAGCUUAUGCAGGUCAUAGGAAAAAUCUGGUCCUAUCAAACUUUGUUGUUAUUUUUAGAAAACAUUUCACUCAUGUAAAAAAUAUCAACCACUAAAAAUCUAAUUUCUACAUUUCUCCUUUGAAAUGUGGAAAAAUAUAAUCUGUGUUUUUAAGAAUGUGUUGUUCUAUCUAUAUUACACAACUAGACAUGAAAAACAUUACCACCAACAACAAAGAUCAUCAGGUUUCUGCCCACAAAUACACAUUGUCAGUAGGAAGAGGAGGGUUCAUGGAACCAGGGAGAAACACACUGUAUGCAUUUUAGGUAUGCAAAACAACACAUACAGUGCUUUCAGAAAGUAUUCAUACCCUAUUGACUUAUUCCACUUUUUGUUGUGAUACAGUCUGAAUUGAAAAUGUAUUAAAUGUAGAUUUUUUUUCACUGACCUACACACAAUACCCCAUAGUAUCAAAGUGGAAUUAUGUUUCUCGAAAUUUUUACAAAUUAAUAGAAAUAAAAAAAUGCUGAAAUGUC